This is a messenger RNA of Pristis pectinata (smalltooth sawfish), 1367 nucleotides long. RefSeq names its product HAUS augmin-like complex, subunit 1 (gene haus1). Gene Ontology annotation, biological process: spindle assembly; centrosome cycle. The record is from RefSeq and is a predicted model, not a curated record. Bases 106 to 954 code for a protein of 282 amino acids. NCBI's taxonomy places the organism in Eukaryota, Metazoa, Chordata, Chondrichthyes, Rhinopristiformes, Pristidae. Gene Ontology annotation, cellular component: cytosol; HAUS complex. The transcript is spliced from 9 exons.
GGCAAUCGCAAAGGAGCCUGGGUAACUGGCCUCAAAACGAUGGCGGGAAGCGCUCCCCGAUUUUUCCCUUUCUAAGCAAAUUUAACUUUAUAUUUUUACAGUAGCAUGGAUUCUAAAAGCGCCAAGGUUUCCAUGUGGUUAUCAAAGAUGUUUGGAGACCAGCAAGUGCCUUCCUAUGAAGUGAAUCCAUGGACCAUGGAUGUUCUCUGCCGCCUAAUGGAAUGGAAUGAAACUCGAGAUCGUGAUGUUGCACAACUGAUUGAGGAUCUUAAACAAAAAACUGAGGAAUACAAGUCUGAUGCUGACUACAUACAGGAUUUCAUUAUGGACAGUGUGGGUCUGUCCACCUCUAGCCUUUCUAGUACUGGAUCCAGCUGCCUGAAAACACUGGUGGAUAGCAGCCUUGCUUUGAACCUGAAAGAUACUUGCCAAACCAGCUUUGUGCUUGCAAUAAAUGACUUGACGUCUGACCGUUUAGAAGCUGAGAACAGAAGUCAGAGAGAUCUUAUUAGUGACCUGUCGAAGAAACUGACUGAAAUCAUCAUGCUGGAAAAGUCUCUGCAAUCGGACUUGCUGAAGACAGAUACCGAUGUCAUAGAAGCAAAGGCAAAGGCAGAGAAUAAAAAACAGAAUGUGGACUUCUUCAUAAAAAAGAUGAAAGAAUGGAGCCAAUUGAGCCAAAAUUUAGAGAAUGAGCUGAAGAAGGUUGGAUUUGACCCAAGUUUGGAUCAUCGAUCACUGGUGGAACUCUCUGAGAAGCUGGAAAAUGUAAAGAAGGAAGUAGCAUCUUUAAAUGCAAAACUGAAAUCCUACCUUGAUUUGACACCUAAUCUCUAUGCUGCCAAAGUGAAAAUUGAAGAAACAAAACUGGAGCUGAAAAAAGUUGAUCUUCUUCUUUCUGAGAAGAUGGAGGGUCUGGAGAGCUUGGUGCCUGAAAGGAAUUUACUCAAAUGAACUGUUAACUGGCAAUGGAUGAAAUCCUUCCAAUGUGAAGCAUCCCUGAUUUCACAGUUUCUAUGUGCCUACACCUUGGACAAGAAGACUAAAACAGUGGAGUAUAUCUGUAUUUUUUUAAUGUUGACUUAAAGUUCUGACAAAUUUGUCACUUUGGGCUAAUGAGGUUUAUUUGAAGGUUAACAAGAAUUGUCCUUUUGUGAGUGGACACUGUGAGGAUGACAUUUAAGUACGCCAAGCUUCUUAAGUAGCUCAUCAACUGCUCACUCUUGCGAAAAUGUUAUUGUUAUACCAGCCAACAAUGAAACCUCUGUGGUGUCAUGACAUUUGUAUAAUGAGUUAAUUCCUUGUUAACUCUGUAUUUUAUGUAAGUUACCAUGGCUGCUGAAUCCAAUAAAAUUCCAGAAAGUGAA